Electrophorus electricus (electric eel) is the source of this 2300-nucleotide messenger RNA. RefSeq names its product CLN6 transmembrane ER protein a (gene cln6a). NCBI's taxonomy places the organism in Eukaryota, Metazoa, Chordata, Actinopteri, Gymnotiformes, Gymnotidae. Gene Ontology annotation, cellular component: membrane; endoplasmic reticulum. The record is from RefSeq and is a predicted model, not a curated record. Gene Ontology annotation, biological process: lysosome organization.
UGGCUAUCUUACGCUAGUUAGUUAGGGAUGUUGAUUUUCGAGUGGAAACUAGGAAACAAUUUUGAAGUUUUAGCUUAUCCAGACGACUGAUGACUACGAUUAAGCGAAUGAUUAAAAGGUCAUUUAAGGAUAAAUAUGAUGCGUAAAAGACUAAGACCGGAGGCGCUAACGACAUCAUAUUUAAGCACAAUUGGAAGAGAGAAAACGACGGCUUCAAUUACGCAUUCGCAGUUCCAUGUAGAUCUCUGGUUCUGUUUCACUGUGCAAAACUGGAUACUGGACUUUGGAAGGCCCAUUGUAAUGAUUAUACUGCCCCUGGAUUGGUUCCCUCUGAACAAACCAAGUGCUGGAGAUUACUUUCACAUGGCCUACAACAUCAUCACGCCAUUUCUGCUUCUCAAGCUGAUUGAGCGAAGCCCCACCACACUGCCACGAUCAGCAGUAUAUUUGAGCAUCAUCACAUUUGUCAUGGGGACCAGCAUCCACCUGGUGGGAGACUCUGUCAACCACCGCCUCAUCCUCAGUGGCUAUCAGAACCACCUGUCCGUCCGAGAGAACCCCAUCAUAAAAGACCUAAAGCCCACCUCCCUGAUCGACUCCUUCGAGCUCUUGUAUUACUAUGAUGAGCACUUGGGUCAUUCCAUGUGGUAUAUCCCAUUCUUCCUCAUCUUUUUCCUCUAUUUUACUGGCUGCUUCACUCAAGCUAAAGAGGAAAUGAUGCCAUGGUCAGGCUGGCUACUCCUGGGCCCCAGUGCUCUCUAUUAUUGGUACCUGGUGACAGAGGGCCAGAUCUUUGUUCUGUAUCUCUUCACGUUCUUCGCCAUGGCUGCCACGGUGAUGCGUCAGAAACGCCUGGGCUACACGCUGGACAGUAAUGGACGUUUCCUUCUCUAUAACUUCAUCAUAACCCUGGGCUUGGUGGUCGUUUGGGUGGCCUAUCUGUGGAACGACAGUGUUCUACGCAAAAAAUACCCCAGUAUUAUCUAUGUACCAGAACCUUGGUCCUACUACACGUUACAUAUCAAAAGUAGCUAGGCCACCUGUGACAAGUUAACACUGAGAACUGUCAAAUACAGAUAUUUGUGCUGUCAUUGCAAUCAAAGGUGCUCUUUUUCAUAUGGUGAAAAGGAGCCCAUCAAGAUAUGGGGUAUUAGCAUUACUUUGGCAAAGAAAAUGAAUGCAAUAAAGCCACUCUGCGGUAAAUGAAAAGGUCAUUGUAGAGAGAGGAGCUGUAAUAAUAACAAGCUUGUUGGUUGUACUGGCAUGAGAAAUGCAAGAAUGCCUUACAUAAGACCUGAGAGAACGGCACCGUACGGUUGUGAAGUAUACCAUUCAGAACAUGUCUCUACUUUCAUCACGCAACAGUAUUUUGUUUAUUUUAAAAAAAAUGUAUUUAUUGAGAUAGAUGGUUCCACUUAUUUCUCUUUAUAAGUGCUUUUCAAGACCACUGGAGUAUUGUUCCAAAAAAAGGUGCAAGUUAUCAUUAGACGGCGUAGUUUUGGGGGAGGGGAGGGACAAUUCCUGCUCACACUACUCAUGUAAGUUGGGUAGUGUGUCAGCAGUAUCCUUGCCCACACAAAAAAAAAAGACGAAAUAAAACAAGCGCCACUGUUGUUAGGUUUUAGUUAUUACUUUAAAAAAUAAUAGUCAUCAAAGCCGGACCACAUCGUGUUAAUGUGUCAAUUCUAAAUGGUACAUUCUAUACUUGUGUUUGUGGUGAGUUGUCUUUCUAAAGGAACUAGUUUACAGAACUGAAUAUCCGGUAUUAUCCUAUGGUAUCACAGACGUGAUCUUUUUGUCAUAAUACACAUUGACUAUUCUGUUAGUUUUUGCAAACUUGUGUACAGUUUGAACAUGUGAACUGUAUUGCUGUACUGUAUUUGAACAUGCUGUUCAUAAUUGUAAAACAUUCAUGACUGAUUGCUGAUCUGGAAUCAGUAAAUGUCUUUUUUUUUUUUUUUUUACUAGAUCAUUGCCUGUUAAAUGUUUUAUCAAUCCGGGCUAAUAGGUACACUGAAUGUUCACAUUUAGCUCCAAUUUAGUUAACAUAUAUGUGGGUAUAUUCCAAGCUUUAUUGCAUAGUUUUCCAGAUUUAACCUAGAUUAAGCCUCAUCUUAGGCUAAAAAAGUUUUUAUUCGAACAAUUUAAAUUGGUCAGCUAGGUUGUGACUGGAAAACCAGUCAUAAAUACAUGUUUUGUAUCAACAUUUCCAUCAGUGCAAAAUAUUUGUAUCUCUCAGAUCAUAAAACCUGUAUCUUCAUACUGAUUGGUAAACUGCAUCAUUGCAUCACCUGAGCAUA